This is a messenger RNA of Microthlaspi erraticum, 1068 nucleotides long. Lineage: Eukaryota; Viridiplantae; Streptophyta; Magnoliopsida; Brassicales; Brassicaceae. The record is from the annotation of a GenBank genome assembly.
AUGGAAUCCAAAACCUUAAACGGCGUCGUUGCGUCAGUGUCGUCGAAUCACGACUCAACCGAAACAGCAUCAUCACCACCACCACCACCACCACCAUCAGAAUUCGAGAAGAACCAGAAACAAUAUCAAGAACUCAUCGCUACGCUUCCUAACGAAAACGGCUGGCGACAAAAAGAGCCGUUCGUCGAAUACGGUGGUCACUGGUGGCUACAACCUCUCCUCGAAGGUCUACUCCACGCGCAGAGCUUCUUCAAAGCACGACCCAACGACUUCUUCGUCUGCAGCUACCCGAAAACCGGCACCACUUGGCUCAAAGCCUUAACCUUCGCGAUCGCAAACCGGUCAAAGUUCGACGACUCCACAAACCCUCUUCUCAAACGCAACCCACACGAGUUCGUGCCUUACAUCGAGAUCGACUUCCCGUUUUUCCCAAGCGUCGAUGUCCUCAACGACGAAGGAAACACGCUCUUCUCCACUCACAUCCCUUACGAUCUCUUACCCGAAUCAGUCGUGAAAUCCGACUGCAAGAUGGUUUACAUCUGGAGAGACCCAAAGGACACGUUUGUCUCCAUGUGGACUUUCGCUCACAAGGAGAGAUCACAACAAGGAGCUCUCGUUACCCUCGAGGAAGCUUUUGACAAUUACUGUCAAGGUUUGUCUGUGUACGGUCCUUAUCUCGACCAUGUUUUAGGGUAUUGGAAGGCUCACGAAGCAAACCCAAACCAGAUUCUGUUUCUCAAGUACGAGACGAUGAGAGCUGAUCCGUUGCCGUACGUGAAGAGAUUAGCUGAGUUUAUGGGAUACGGAUUCACGGAGGAGGAGGAGGAAGAAAAGGUUGUUGAGAAAGUUGUGAAGCUUUGUAGCUUUGAGAAUCUGAAGAAUCUUGAAGCUAAUAAAGGUGAGAAAGAUAGAGAAGACCGUCCUGCUGUUUAUGCAAACAGUGCUUACUUCAGGAAAGGGAAAGUUGGGGAUUGGGAGAAUUAUCUGACGACGGAGAUGGUGGCUCGGAUUGAUGGAUUGAUGGAGGAGAAGUUUAAAGGAACUAGUUUUCUUUCUUCGACAACAUGA